UCGUAAAAAGAUUCAGUUUAUUAAUAAUGUAUGCGUAUAUUUUCAGACACAAUACUGUACUCUGAUAGUGAUGUGUUCUACAGUUAUUCAGUCUGUGUAGAGCAGUCGAAUACGGUCAAUGUUUCUACCAUUUGUAGGUUGCUGGUUAGAUGUUUUUGUUUGUACAUCUAUGGAUGUUGUAUACGUCGCGUCGUCGGUCGUCGACUUCAACUUUAAUUCAACUGUCAAUUUUGUGGUGUCAACAUCAACAACUAAACUGUCAGCAUUCUGUACCUCACAUUUUGCGGUGAAUUUAGUUGUUGGUGAAUGAAUAUUAUGAAAGGACUGGUGGGAGCGAGAUGGCUGCUACUUCCAUGCGUGCUCACACCCACACUCCCUUGCAGACCAUUAACAGAGGAAACCACUUCAUGAGACCCCUGCGUUCUUCUAUAAAUGGGAAGCAGAAGAGUGCAGUGGAGUUGCUGCAAGAAUCCAAAUGUCUUUAUGUUAAAUCAGAGACAGUCCUAGAUCAUCAUCAGCAGUUGAAAUCUUCUAGUCCAGACCAUUUAUAUUCUUCAAUUGUUAAAGUCCGAGGACCACCAGUUCCCCCUAAGAGUGCACAACUCAGACGGUCGUACAAUGCGUCUGCGUCGUCAACUGAUCAACUUCAAGCCAAACUGCGCAAGUUGCUGAAUGCAGAUUCUAAGGAGAACUUAAUAGAGGAUUCCAACAUUGUUCAGGAAGUUAAGAGAUCACCCCAACACUACCGGCGGUCCAACUCACAAAAGCAGACCCAGCAACGAAGCAACCACCAGGUGUGUCCCGUCCACCACAAGUCACUGCCUGAUCUGCACACUGGAGCUGAGACAAGUAGUGACUCAAGUGAGCCUGCAAGCUGCGAAUAUGUUCUCUACACUAACAGAAAAUGCAGCUCUCCGCGGCAGAGCACAAAUGAUGAGAUAAGUGUUGAGUCUUCCACCAGUAGAUCCAAACGCUUAUCCAGCCAAGCCAGCUCCAGAUCCAGGUCUCAGUCAGGUAGCAGCAGGCAUGGCGUUGCACUCACUUCUCCUGUCAAGUCCAGCGUCAGCUAUGGUGGCUCUGCCACGAAGACUGAGUACAGGAGACCAGAGACUUUGUGGACUAUGUCAGAUGAAGGAGACUGCGAGGAAGGGACCAGAUUGCGGCCCAUCCUGAGGUCAAAGUCUGACGUGGGCAGGCGCUACACCAAACUCACUCCCGUCCCCCAGCCGCCGCCCACGCCUGCAGACCUGGACACCUUCUUUGAGCAACUUGGCCUGAACUCCUCAGACUUUAAGUUGAUGACAAAGACGAGCUCCCAAGCCUCGUCACCUGUGUUUUUCUCAGACACCAGCUCAGUAGACUCUCUGUCACUGUGUGUAGCCCAGCAGAGUGCAGGGGGCAGUGAGGGUGCUACCAACCCUGUUUCGGAAGUGCCCUCCAUCGUGGAACGCAAUGCCCGCAUCAUCAAGUGGCUCUGUAACUGUCGCAAGGCACAGCUCACCAUACCGUCAGGCGUCAGCUGAUCUGGACCUGCCAGCAGGCCUCUGUCUUUCAAGUUCAAGUUUUAUGUGUUUAAAGAUAGUUGUAAAUGUAGAGGUUUAAGGUCUGGUAGAAUGCAGAUUGUAUGUUUACAGAGAUAGCAACAUAAAUGUAGAGGCUGAGUUGUUAAUUACCGUAAUUUUAAACUCGUCUAAGUGAAAAGUUAAACCAGAUUAUGCUUUUAACCAUCUACAGUAGUUUUUUAGUGUUAAAUUAUAUAAGCAAAGUUACACAUGUUGCUGGACGAAAAUGUUAAUAUGCUAUAACUAUUCGUAAGAAACUGGUGGUUUGCAAGAUGUGCAUCUGAGGAACUCUCAACUUUGCCAUGAAAUAUUUCCACCUAAUUUUGAGGUUACCGGGAAAUUUUCUUUUCCAAUUUUCCCUAAUGUACAACAAGAGCAUUCCUUUAAUUUAAAUCAAAUUAAAACUCACUUAACUUUUUAAAAUUUAUAAAUGUUUUCAAUAUAACACUGAAAUUUGUUUAUGUAAUGAACAUCUUAGAUUGAAGGCCAAGCUAAAGUAUGUAAUGCACCUUUAUUGUCUAUAUAUAUAUAUACAUUUGUAAUUUUGUGAAAUUCCGUUGUUUUUCACGUAAGUUUGUGAAAAAAAGUUAUCAUUAUAAUCUACUUACUGGAACAAUAAGUUUCAACCAUUGGGAAUAUUGUAACUUUUGGUGCAGAUACUAUAAUUGUCUUAGUAUAAAGAAUGUUGGGCUGAGUUAGGCAGUGACGGGAUAUGAUUGUGCCCUAGGAUGAGUGACUACUGCGUUACACUCUUAAAAGCAGCUUACUUGCUUUCAAUUUUUCAUCUACCAAACUUAAGUAUUCGUGUUGUUUUAUUGAACACAGUAUUUUGAAAAGUUUAUUUAACUACUGUAGAUGGUACUUAUAACAUUCUGUUUUUUAGAAUUGCACUUAUUUAUGUUUUUACAUUGUGCGGUUAUUUGUUUAAAUAGUACUUAUUUUAAACUAAUAUCAUUCAUAACAAAGGUAAAACUGAUAAUCGUAAAAGCUCAGUAUAAUGUGUUGGGUUUUAAAUCCUGUCACAGAAUCUUAAGUGUCUUAAUGGUAAAUCGAUAUUGUAGACUUUUGGUUUGGUCAGAUCUAGUCUAUGUAAUUAUUACAAAUGGUUAGUAAGGAUAUGGAUUAUCUUGAUGAAGUUGUUAUAUGUUUAUCAUAUGUAGAUAAGAAAGACAUAUAUCAGUAAAAAAAAAACAAGAGUACUUAAGUCUGUGUUACUUACAUACCUAAUUGAUAUUAACCUUAAUCCAAUAAUGUAUUAAAUUCAUAUAAUUGUAUGAAAUAAAUAAUUUCGUAUACAUAAUCAAUAAGAAUUGCAACAGUUGCAAUAAACCUCUGAAAAUCUGGUUUUUUUUAUAGCAAUACUAUGUGAUUCAAAUCCUAAUCUCACUCCAUUAUUGUAUUAAUUAAACAAUUAGUUUUAAUGUGUUAAAAAUUUUACAAUAUUUAUUAUCUGGCCAAAUGAAAAUCAAAGUGAAAUAAUAAAUAAGCUUCUUUUUAAACACUCAAGUUGAACCCUUAUUGAGCAACUCUAAAGUUGGUGAGACAACAGAGCAACACUUUAUGAAACACAAAACUAUUACAUACCCUAUAGCCUACUAUAAAAAUUUGUUAAGGUAACAAUUAAAAAAUAUAGUUAUAUUUUUACAAUUCUUUUACUACCCGAAAACUAAAAAAUACAUUUAUAGAAAACUACAAAAUUUUAUGAAUUGCUAUUAAUAAAUUGUGAAAUGCUUGAAAUUGUUGAAUGUUUGAUAAAUGGUUUAGUUUUAAAUCAUUUAAAAACUUCACUCCAAGUGCAAUAAAGUUAUAUAAAAAACUAAUACAAGUAAAAAUACAGUGCUGGUUCAUGAGAAAUACAAAAAAUUAUGCUAUGAAUAUAUAAAAAAAUUUAAACACAAGAAAAUAUAUUUUUUAGUUUUAGAAAUGGCAAGAAAAUAUUUAUAAUCAGGAGAAAGAGAACCAAUUUAUUAUUAAAUGGACUGAGCGUCCAUGGGCUCUGCUGUGCAGCCAAAAAUUUCAAAAGGUGGUCACUGCAAGUUUUUGCUUUUUAGACAAUGUUUGAUCUCUUCGAUAAUAUUUUGGGUCUCUUGUAUGAGAUUCUCAUGGGGGUUUUAAUCCCUCUAAUCUUCACUUGGCUACAAAAGUGCUUUGUGGCAAUCAUGUUAUUAGUACAAUGGAUAUCAACUUUGCAAAGACCUUAGCUCUUGUCACCUAAUAAUAAUAUCCUUUUUACAGUUCUAGAUUAUUUAUGCUUAUAUCAAGUAAUUUUCAAAGACAUUUUGUAUUUUAUUUGUUCUUGGUUCUCUUAUUAUGAUCUUAUUUGGUGCAAAAAAUUGUAAUAUUAUUGUGCAUUCAUUUUCCUUAUUAAUCGUAUAUAAGUGAAAGAAGUAUUGUCACGCAGUGCAAUAUUGAUUGUACUACUGAAACUGUACUAAAGAAAAUUGUACUUUAUGAGGAUCUGUUACUGUGCAUUAUUGUUAAGUUGGAAAGAGUAUAAAUGAUAUUAUAUCUAAAAAUAGGCCUUCUUUGUUAGUGUUCUGUAGUAUAGUUUAGCUAGUAAAAUCUGAAAUAAUGUGCUAGUUGUAAAUAAGUUAAUUCUCAAGUAACACUGCUAAUUAACCACAUUCACCUGUUUUAUUUCAAUGUUACCAUUCUAUGAAAUCGUUCUUCCCUUGUUUCAUAUAGGAUUAUCUAAAUGUUAUAUAUUUUGUUACUUUGUAGAUACUACAGUUCUUCCAUAAGUUUAUUAAUGUUAAUAUUAUGUGUUAUUGUUAAAUUGUGUUCUUUCGAUAGUUUUAUCACUUACUUUAAUAGCUGUUAAACUGAUAAUUUCUACCAGAUUAUUUAAGUAAAACUCAAACAAAAUUGGAUUAAAAUCAAUCAGUAUUGUGUACUUAACAAUUUUAGGUGUAAAUUACUUUUAAAGUGUGUUCUUUCACUUUAAUAACUUCAGAUAUGUAAAACAAACAUUGUACUGAAAGUCCGUUGUCUGCGUUGUCACUAGUAUAUUUUAGGGGUUUUAUCAUUGAAGCAAUGUAAUUAAAUAUAGUUUUUUUCUUGGUUUUAUAUUAAAUAGGAUAUUACAUCUCAGAAAAGAUGAUAAAAACUAAACAAAACAGUUGAAAUACACUGAGAAACAGCAGAUAUAAAUUUGCUUAAAAGGUACAUACAGGUUUAGGACAGUUUGCUAUAAAAUACCAUCAUUAGAUAACCCCAAAGGAAGGUUCCAAAAAUAUCCCUGGGUGGAAAAAAAUUGAUUAUACUUAACAUUUUAAAUGAAUAAACUGAAUAUAUCUAUAUCUAUAUAUAUAUAUAUAUAUAUAUAUAUAUAUAUAUAUAUAUAUAUAUAUAUAUAUAUAUAUAGCUGUAGGCUUAUAUGCAUGUAAUAGUGAGACAGAGGUGCUUUGGAAAUGUUCAAGAAAAACAUAUUUACAAUAUUGAGGAUUGUUAUCAUUCUUAAGUAUUAGUAUACCUAAUCAAGUUUGUUUGGAAUUAUGAAUAAGUAGUAAGAGUAGAAACUGUAAGGUGGUUAUGUAAACUACAGAAUUAAUUUAGUUACAGAUACAUAUACAUCAACAUACAUUCAACUACGGUACUGAUAAUCAGUGUUGUGAAUUCACCAUUAUGGCUCAAUAAAUUAAUUAAAGUAGUAAACCUUUCUAAAAUUGUAUAGGCCUACAUCAAAUGAAGUGAAUAAAUAUCAGACCUUCAGAGAAACACAAUGUUUUUAUGGCUAUGAAAACUGGAGCUGCAUUUAUUUUCUUAUUGUAAUUUAAUGUUUAUUUAAGCUGGACUAUAUACUUACCUAGUCAGUGAUUAAUCAGGUUUUGUCAAUGUUUUAUAUUUUUUGUAUUCUUAUUGGUUUCUAUUUUUAGUAUUCGUUAUUACAUGUGAUUCGUCAAAUACAUUCCAUUGUUAAAUAUGCAUUCAAAAUAAUCAUAUAUAUGUAUAAAUAACAGGGUAGUAUUUUUAGAUAUCAAUUUGAAUAUAUAUUUCAAAGGCAAGAAUCACCAGAUGUUUUAUAUAUUUCAAAUGUUAUUUUUAGUUUGCCAAAUUCAUUUUGUUCCUGUAUAUAAAACAUGUUAGAACAAACGAGAGUUGUUCCAAAAUUACAUUAAGAGAGAUGAAUGUCUAAUUGAUGAGAUGAGCUCAAACCGAAAUGCAUCUGUUAAAGUGAUACUAAUGUCGCAGUAUGUUAGUAACAUUCAAAAUGCCUAUAACAUGACACGGAGUGACAUUGUACAUCAGUUUGAUAGUAAUAAAACAAUUAUAUAACUUACACACUCGUAUUUUCACCCCAUCUAGCUCUUGUUUACUAGUCCACUCCCCUAAUGUUUAAGUCAAGGAAAAAUACACAACUAGUCAUUCAUUAUUGUCACCUUGUAUUGACUCUGAACAUGUUGGUUUCAUCUCUUAAUGUUGAAUAUUUUUGUUAUCUCUGUUAAUAGACUCAUUUACCUUUUUUUCUUUAAAAUUUAUCUAAAUAUGCCAAAUAUUACAUUCAAAGUAAUGAUUGGAGGUAAAAUAUUAACGAUAUAUUGUUAUUAUUCGCAUUAAGUUUUUAUCAAAAAUAAAAAUAAAAGAAACAUGUCUUGUAGUAUAUAAAUAUCUAUGAUUUUUAAAUGAUAAACUAAAGAACAAUUUUUUAUAUUUGAUUAAAUUGAACAUGAGACCGACUAAUACAGUUCCUGUGUAGCUUCUUUACCAGAAUUAUAACUAACAAUACAAUUCGCAAUCUAAAGCUUAAAAGAAAAAAAUAGUUAAACUGAUGUACUUUUUCAUUUGCAAAAACUGUCUCACUAAAAUGUAAUAAAACUUCCUCUCAGAAUUAUGUUUUUGUGGUAUGUUAUAAAUCAUGACAUAAAUAUCUGGACAUUUUUACAAUAAACAUGUUGUGUUUUUAUCAAAUUCAUUUAUAAUUUGAACAAUAUUUCCUAUUAUCUAUUUUGUUAAAUAUAUUUAUUUAAAAUGUAGGAGUUUUGGCCAAACAAUGUGUAUAGCCAAAUAAUGUUUUUGACCAAUAAGUACAUUAGAACAGUGAUGGUAUACAAAUUGGUCAAUAUACAAGCUGAAUGUAUGACAGUUUUUUGAGGGAACUGUACACCAAAUAAAUAACAGUUGAAAUUUCCUUAAACCUUUCAAAAUAAAAUUUUAUUGCGAAUUUGUUAUUGUACUUUGUAAAACAUUACAGACUUCUUAUUUGUAUUUGAUGAAUGAUGCAUUCCACUGUUAUUCACUUGUCAAUGUUAUUCAGUCCAUAUAAGUUUUAUGUUUUAAUUAACAAACUAUUAUAAUGAUACUUUGCUGUUACUAACGUUGUUACUUACGCUCACUAAUUUGUGUCAUUCAGAUAAGUAUCAAAAAUACAUCUGAAGUAAAGCCUAAAUAACAUAGAAUUCCAUGUAUACUGUGAUAAAUACUGUACUUUGUACACAAUCUGUGUUUUUGUUUUACUUUCAUAACUGAUAUUUUUUAUUUCUUGUAUGAUGUAAUAUAACAUUCAAUCAAAA
Messenger RNA from Homalodisca vitripennis (glassy-winged sharpshooter), 7072 nucleotides. RefSeq names its product protein FAM110B. The record is from RefSeq and is a predicted model, not a curated record. Lineage: Eukaryota; Metazoa; Arthropoda; Insecta; Hemiptera; Cicadellidae. The coding region runs from base 339 to 1523 and encodes 394 amino acids. The transcript is spliced from 9 exons.